Messenger RNA from Girardinichthys multiradiatus, 7743 nucleotides. RefSeq names its product glutamate decarboxylase 2 (gene gad2). Bases 625 to 2382 code for a protein of 585 amino acids. The transcript has 16 exons. Gene Ontology annotation, biological process: GABA shunt. Lineage: Eukaryota; Metazoa; Chordata; Actinopteri; Cyprinodontiformes; Goodeidae. Gene Ontology annotation, cellular component: cytoplasm. The record is from RefSeq and is a predicted model, not a curated record. Gene Ontology annotation, molecular function: pyridoxal phosphate binding; glutamate decarboxylase activity.
AAAUAGGUCUGCAAUUGCCGGUCAGAUCAAUUAGUUGGCAUUCUGUGCGGAGGGUAAGUUAGGCGCUCAUGGGAGACAAAAUGUUGGGGGUGGACGGAGUCACGACGCACGACGCAACGCAGUUCGUCAUGACCCUGAAUCACGCAGGGAUUUCUUUGCUGACGUGAAAUUUUCGGCAUGGCUGGUGUGUUGCAUAUUUACCGACAGCUAUAGUUGGUUUUCUCCACAUCAACACUUGUUUUUCUUCGUCCUUGUUUGAAUUUUUGUUAAAAAAAAAAAAAAAAGAAAAGAAAAAAGUGUACGGCUUUCAAGAAACAUUUCAUGCAUUCAGAACUUCCUCAGACUGUUCUGCUUUUAUCUGCGCCCACUGAAAAAGCGCUUGUUUUUUGCGGAUUUUUAUGCGCACACGCAGCUCCAUGCCUCCUGCACUUGUGGACGCUCUUUGUGUUUCGUGUCUUUGACGCUCUCCUCCGCCGCACGGAGCGGUGUUUCGGAUGCGCGGCUGCAGACGCUCAGAGAGCUCCCUGGUCACAUUCAGCACCACAGCGGCUGUGAACAGCUCCGUGUGGAUGGGCACUGCGCCUGCUCCCCGCGCCUCCUGCAGCUCCUAACAACCGGCGACAAAUGGCAUCACACGGCUUCUGGUCCCUCGGCGGGGAUAAUGCGGGGGCCAACACCGGGAGCCAGAGCCCCAGUACCCCCAGGGCUUGGUGUCAAGCAGCUGCCCAGAAAUUAUCCGGAGGAUUUGGAUCAAAAUUAUGUGCGCUGCUAAAUGUCGGAGAGGUGGAGAAACCCGCCGAGCCGGCCGCCGAGCAACCGCCGCAGACUGCUGCGGGAAGCUGCGGCUGCAACAAAUCCUGCACCUGCACCAAAGGCACCGAUGUGGGCUUCUCAGACCUCUAUUCAACAGACCUGCUACCUGCCAUGGACGGAGACACCAAAACGAUGACCUUCCUGCAGGAGGUCGUGGAUAUUUUACUGGCCUACAUAGUCGAGUCCUUCGACCGGGAAACGAAAGUGAUCGAUUUUCAUUAUCCCAACGAGCUGCUGCAGCUCAACAACUGGGAGCUGCAGGACGAGCCGGCCGCGUUGGAUGACAUCUUGAUCAGCUGCCGCGCAACUCUCAAAUACGCUAUAAAAACAGCCCACCCCAGGUACUUCAAUCAGCUCUCCACAGGAUUAGACAUGGUUGGUCUGGCUGCUGAUUGGCUGACAUCCACGGCCAACACCAACAUGUUCACCUAUGAGGUGGCUCCCGUGUUUGUGCUGCUGGAGUACGUCACCCUGAAGAAGAUGAGGGAGAUCAUUGGCUGGUCGGACGGGCGAGGAGACGGCAUUUUCUCGCCCGGUGGGGCUAUUUCUAACAUGUAUGCGAUGCUGCUGGCCCGCUUCAAGAUGUUCCCCGAAGUGAAGGAGAAAGGAAUGUCGUCUGUUCCCAGACUAGCGGCCUUCACAUCUGAACAUAGCCAUUUUUCCAUCAAAAAAGGAGCGGCUGCUCUUGGCAUUGGAACCGAAAGCGUGAUCUGCAUCAAAGCAGAUGAAUGUGGGAAACUGAUCCCCGCUGACCUUGAGAGGAGAAUACUGGAGGCAAAACAGAAGGGGUUCGUACCUUUCUUUGUAAGCGCAACAGCUGGGACAACUGUGUACGGAGCCUUUGACCCCCUCAUCGCCAUUUCCGACAUCUGCAGAAAGUACAACAUCUGGUUUCAUGUGGAUGGAGCGUGGGGAGGCAGUCUGCUCAUGUCCAGGAGACACAGGUGGAAAUUGGACGGUGUUGAGAGGGCCAACUCUGUGACCUGGAACCCUCACAAAAUGAUGUCCGUUCCUCUGCAGUGUUCUGCCCUGCUCGUUAGAGAGGAGGGUUUAAUGCAGAGCUGCAACCAGAUGCAUGCCUGCUACCUCUUCCAGCAGGACAAACACUACGACCUUUCCUAUGACACCGGAGAUAAAGCGCUGCAGUGUGGACGCCACGUGGACAUCUUUAAGCUGUGGCUCAUGUGGAGAGCUAAGGGCACUAUAGGCUUCGAAGCUCAAAUCGACAAGUGCUUGGAGCUGUCCGAGUACCUGUACAACAAGAUCAAAGACAGAGAAGGAUACGAGAUGGUCUUCGAUGGGAAACCUCAGCACACCAACGUCUGCUUCUGGUACCUCCCUCCUGGGAUCCGCUACAUGGAGGACAAAGAGGAGAAGAAGAAGUGCUUACACAAGGUGGCCCCAGUCAUAAAAGCCAGGAUGAUGGAGUACGGCACAACCAUGGUUAGCUACCAGCCACAAGGGGACAAGGUGAACUUCUUCCGCAUGGUGAUCUCCAACCCUGCUGCUACCUUCGAGGACAUUGACUUCCUCAUCGAGGAAAUCGAGCGACUCGGCCACGAUCUAUAAGACUCCUCUCACCAAAUCCUCCUGUACUUUCCCCGUUGAUGGAUGAAAUGUUUGUCAUGAAUGUACCGGUAACCAUUUUCUUUUCUCUUUUUUCCUGUAAAGUCUAAUAUUUAAGAGUAUAUUUAAGAAAAAAAAAACUACAGAUAUAUUAUCAAAUGUACUGCAGCUUUUUCUGUGGACUGACUUGGUCCAGCGCUGUGUAAAAGUGCUUCUGUCUGCCUUUCUUAUGGUGUAGUCGCCGCAAGAUUAGUGUGAUCAUUGUGACUUUAUAUGUACUUUUUUGUGCUAUGAAAUGCUUGUGCAAUAAGUCGGUGAGGAAGAUCUGCCGUUUUUGGAUCAUUUCUCAUUCGCAGAGUUUGUUGUUAAGUGCCAAAUGUUGUUGUGUUCUAUCGUAAUAUUUUACAUUUUAAACAAAAAAAGCACUUCACUUUACCUCAGCUUAAUUAACUGCCCGUACAACUGGGCAUAGAGUCCAGAGAACAUUUCAAUUUUAACCUCGACAACACUGCUGUGGAUGUGUUUUGAAAAAACAGAUGAGAUGAAAACACAAGAUCCAGAAACUGCUGAAUUACCCAUAAAAAUGUAUUGGAUGAUAUUCUUACUAUGGCUAAUCAUUCCACCAAAACUUUAGCCCCUUCUUUUACUUUGACAUUUUUAUAAGUUCCUCAGUGGAGCGAAGAGGGUAAAGGUCAUUUUGACCCCUCAUCCUCUAGUAGUUUUGCAGUUUGGGUUGAUUCGUUGCCAUCUUACUUAGAGUCGUCUGCCAUAAGAUGUUUCGUACCAACCAUGCUUCAAUUCAUUUCGCACUUGCUUUGAUAACUGAUGAUUUAAAGUAAAUCUUAUUCAUCUACUCAUACCCUACUGUACAAAAUACAAUUCCAAUAACUAAUAUUUACCUGCAGAAGGUCACUCAUAGUUAUUUUGAUUUGAUCAUAAUCAGUAAUAUUCCAUUAAGAGUCGACUGGCACAGAUAGGUAAUAGAGCAACAAUCAAUAGAAAUUGAGUGCAAUAUAUAAUAUAGAGAAAAUAAGAUUUAGGGAUGUGUCGAUUAUUUACAUCCAUAAUUGACCAAAAUAUUCAAGUACCAGGAAAAAUAACUGCACUGAUUAAAUAAAGGUAUGAAAUGGAAGUAGGUUGAAAUGUAACGGCAACACGUGGGGUCAAAAUGGGGUAAAAAACGGAGAGAGGGCAAAUUUACCCAAGUUGUCCUGGAUUUUGGCAGCAGCAGUCAUUUUAAUGUUUAGCACUGUUUGAUGCUUAUAGUACUGGUGGGCUUAUGCAGAGUAGGCUGUUAUGUAGUUAGUUGUCCUGUAUUCUUCACCAAAAAGGUUUUUUUUUUUUGUCAAUGAUCAGUGUUUCUUCACAAAAAUGGGGUUUUCAUGUAGACGGUGCAUCAUAAAAUGUCUGUUUUAAAGAAAUAUCCAUCUUAGUUAGGACAAGGUCAUAGGUAGUUCUUAAUAGAGUGUAAAAAUAGAAAUACUGGCCCUGCUUAUUCACAAGAGAGUUGGCCUAAAGAAACAAAAAAUAGCUCAAUGUCAGCCAUUACUACAUACAGUAUCGUAGAGUUCUUAAAACUAGAAGGUUAAAGCCAAGGAAUACAAUUUUGAUCAAUCUUAUAAUGGCAGCUUUUUAAACUGGGACUCUAAAUAAAGGUGGGAACAACCAAUCAGUUGAUCAAUGAAAUGACAAAAGUUUAAACAGGUGGUUAAAAAGGUAGUCCCAAUAGAUAACUGUAGAAUAAGUUUUAUUAGAGCUUAGCAGUGAUAGAAAAUUUUCAUGUAUUUGAAUGUAUCCAAAUACAUGGUUUUGCUCUUUUUAUGAAAGGGUUUUGCAAGUCAUUGUUGAUUGCACUUAGGUUUAGCUGCUGCCAUUUCCAUCAAUGUCGUAAUAAACGUCUCCAAGAACUUCUCAUAGUGUAACAAACUAUUUACUAUGUUUGGGCAUUAGACUCUGCACAUGAUGUUCAUUGGUCCUGCAUACGCUGGUAACUAUAUUGUUAAUUUAAAAUGAAAAAUCUAAAAAUUAAAAUGUCAGUUUAUGCUUUUCUCCCCCCAAUAAUUAGGCUUCCAUUAUUAACUGAUGAUUGAUAAAAAAGAUACUCUUGUUGCUUAAUCUAUGGUCAAAACUGUAGAAAAAGCAAGAAUCUAACCAUAUAUAUACAAAAACAAAUGCUAAACAUUUAGAAACAGAAGGUACAGCGAAAAAAUGAAACGAGCCUCAGCAAUCCUUUGAACCCGGUGAUUCCACACCAUUUAUUUACUUAACCUGUUUCUAAGUCGCACUUUUAUCACAUUUUCCUUCAACUGAGAAUAAAAGUUGGAGUUUAUUUAAAAAAGUUAAUGUUUUAUUAAAUUCACAGGGCUUCUGUCAAGCUGUUUGUGUAUAAAUAUAACUAGUUCGAAACCAAAUUACUUUAAUUUGUAUAAACUGUUAUCUCUACCUGUAAAGUGGCAAAUCUCCAGAACCGUCAUUUUGACAUCUCUCCCUUAUGUUUAGCACUUAAUAACAAAACUAUAAGCAGAAUUACCUUAAAUCUCUUGCAGGACAAUAAUAAAAUUAUUACUGUUUUGUUCAGAUUUAGGUACUUUAACAGAUCUGCUGAACACCAAACAUUACUUGCACUAAAUUAUUGUGGAGAGGAGGCAGCAACUCAAGGAGCACUGCAACUGAGAUUCCUUCUGUAUUCAUUCACAAGCAAUAUUUAAGGGUCCAAUCUACAUAUCUUGCAAAAUCGUGAAAGAAACGGUAAAAUAUCAGCGCACGUUUACAAAAGAUAUUCAUGUUUUCAAACCAAGCACAUGAUAAUUUUAGGUAAUAAAAAUAAUCUGUAUAAAAGCAUGCUUAUUGUAGGCAGGGUUAGCUGUUGAAAUGUGAACUCUAAUUGAUAUUGUUUAAAAAAGCAGAGUUUUGUAGCAUUUUCAUUACACUGAGGUAGAAAAGCACAAUUUGCUCAACGCGGUCGUUCACUGAACAAUCACUUUUAAACAUAGACUGUAAAUACUACUUCAAGAUGUCCUAAGUACAUAUCUUUUGUGUAUACAUAUGUGUAUAUAAGACAUAUAACCAGAGACUAUUUGUGAGGUAAAGUUGUUCAUAUUUUCUCUAUAUCUGAUAUAGAUGCCCUGUAUUUUCAUCUUGUCAGCCCAAAAGGCUUUAAUUUUCACUGUGUGUGUGUAUGUAUGUGACUCUUCUAGCUGUUUCAAGGACAACUUGUUUCAGGGACUGGCUUUAAAGAGAACGGACAGAUUUCCCCUUGAAAUAUCUCAUUAGGAGGUGUGAAACUCUGCUGUUUGGGUUUUAAAUGAAUAUGCAAAGCCAUUUUUUGACUCUGAAACUCCGUGUUUUUCUGUGCACAAGUGAUACUUGACUGUAUGUGCCGACGUGUACCUUAGUGUGUUUGUAACUGUGUUGCCUUAGUAAAGAUUUUUGAGUAUUGUCUAGUUUUCCUCCCGAAAAAAGGGGGGAGAAGGUUGUGCACUUUAGAGUAUAUGAUCUUAAUAAUGUGCAAUGUCUAAUGGUUGUUUAUGAUUUAAUGUUUAAAAAGAUUCUCUAAAAAAUGUAACUGAUGCUCUUUGGUCUGAAUGUGAAAGGAAUUAAGGGUCUGUUUGAAAUAAGGACAUUUAAUUUAAUUUUGUAGGCAUAGUAAAGCUUCUGGACAGAAUUUGUUUCCACUCCCAAAGUGGAACUGUUGUGCACACUGUGACAGAGACAACAUCAGAUUCUCACCAACUAAUCUCACUGUGGUGAGUUUAAAAAGCCAGAUACUUUUUCACAGGGGUGUGGACUCUGGUCACAUCGCUUGAACGCAAGUUACAAAUCUAAAGACUUCAGACUUGAUCAAAUAGGCAGAAAACUAGGACUUUAACACACUUGACUCAUGACUUCAACUGGAUUUAAGUCUUUUUACUAGACUUUAAGUCAAUUUAAUUUAGUGAUAAUUAAUCUAAAAGGGAAAUUACAUGCUGGACGAUCUCAGUAUCCACGUUUCUUCAAACAUUAAUAAGUGUGUAUGGCUCUGGGCAGGAUGCUGUGUUGCAGCUGAUGCAAAGAAGCUUCUGAUUGAAGAUGCUCUGUUUGUGAGGUACUGUGUUGUGAACAGGAUGCUCAGGAUUGUCUAUAUGCUUCUAUUUGAUCAAGCAUCCUUCUUUGAGCAGAUCAGUCUCUCGAACAGAACCAGCCUGCUUUAUCAGUUUGCUUAGCUUUCCUAACUCUCAGCCUCGGACAGCUGCUACCCCAACAGAUGACUGCAGAUAAAACUGCACUCUCCACCAAAAUAUUAUAGAAGGUCUUGAUCCAGGACUCAACUUGGGUUUUGGGUUUUGAUCUCGGGUCUUCCACAUCUUAACUUUGGACUUGACUGUGGACGUACAUGUCUUCACUCGAGACUUGCUUUAAGAUUGCACUCGACUUGGAACUUAAUUCAUGACUUGCACUUUGUUAACUUUGGCCUCAACUUGGGACUGGCAUGGCUUUAUUUGGUUCUUGACUUGAGACUUGAGUGGAAAGAUGACUUGUGACUGGGUCCCACCUCUGCUUGUUCUUCUUGCUGCUCUUGCUGCUGCUACACUUGCUUCCCUUGCAUGUGCAUGCGAUUCCUUGCCUUUCCAGCUUGUUUCAUGUGCAGUCUCCUAUUUAUCUACGUGCAUAUAUGUUUACUGUAUGUAUAGCUCCUGUAAUUAGCCUAAGUGUCCUACAUAUACGAAUAUAUAUAGCUUAGCUUGUAGAUUAGUGCACUGUCGCUCUAGCCUUUACAUGUAAUCUCUGUGUCUUGGCCUUCCUGUAAAGUCUCUCUGUGCUGCAAGCAUGCCGACCUCGCUUCGCAUCGUAUUCCUCUCCGAGCUUGAUCUGACUUUCUCUCUUUUCCCUCUUUCUGCUUGAAGACUGUCGCUGCUUUCAGUGUCUUAUAUACAUAUAUAUAUAUAUAAAUGUAGUCUUUCAGCAUGUCUUUCUGAAAGCUUUACUCUGCUCUGCACCUUUAUGACCUUUUCUAUCUUUCUCCUUCUGCUUUCGCCCUCUGGUAGCAGUGUCUUCGUGGUUUCCUCUUAAUGUGUCUCGGCUACCUGAUGUUGCUCUGUUUUUGUGUCUGAAAUGGUAGGUUAACCCUGUGGGAUGUAGUAGGUUCAAAAUACAGAAAGAAAGAAGAAAAACAGACCCUGGUUUCUUGUUUAGGUUAAAUGGUUUUCUUUUCUUUGUUUUAUGAGGACAGAUAUAGUUCUCAAAGAGGAGAUACACUCAGUAAAUAUGGUGCAGUUUCUAAUCAUGUACUCUGCAAACUGCUGUACUGGCUUUCAAAGAUGCAUUUGUCCUAAAUUAUAUGUUACUCUAAGGAAAGAAGAAGAAAUAAAUAUAACCAAGAUAACA